Messenger RNA from Lodderomyces elongisporus, 1344 nucleotides. It is a transcript of the gene LTV1, whose product is annotated as Ltv1p. The transcript has a single exon. Lineage: Eukaryota; Fungi; Ascomycota; Pichiomycetes; Serinales; Debaryomycetaceae. The record is from RefSeq and is a predicted model, not a curated record. Gene Ontology annotation, cellular component: preribosome, small subunit precursor; nucleus; cytosol. Bases 1 to 1344 code for a protein of 447 amino acids. Gene Ontology annotation, biological process: ribosomal small subunit biogenesis; ribosomal small subunit export from nucleus.
AUGGGUAGAAAGUUUGAUAAAAAAAAUGCUACAACGUAUAACGUUGUCCAUAGAGCUCACGACGAUGCACGAUUCUUUGACGAUGACGCUUCGCUGAACGUGUUGGUGCCCACGAAUCAAGGCAAAUCCACCAGUGGAAACAACAAAAGAAUCUUUACGACUCAUGAUCUUGAGGAAUCGCUCAAGGAUAAAGUUCGAGAGAAUGAAGGAAUGGCGGCACAAUAUGGUAUCACUUAUGAUGAUUCCAAAUAUGAUUAUAUGCAGCAUUUGAAACCAUUGGGAAACUCCGAUGGUGUCUUUAUUGCUAGAAAGCAGCAGAGAGAAGAGGCCGAAAGGAAACAAAAGAUGAAAUUGGAGGAUCUCUUGAGGGACCAAUUACCUUCGGAGCAAAAGAGAAAAGUGUUGCGUGAUUUAAAUCAAAGUAUUCCAGAUGAGUUGAAAGGCUUUCAACCAGAUAUGGAUCCCAGAUUGAGAGAGGUGUUGGAGGCAUUGGAAGAUGAAGCAUAUAUCGAAGAGGUUGUCCAUAAAGGUGGAGAAAAUGGUGAAGACGAAGAAGAUUAUGAGGAUGAUGUUUUUGCUGAUUUGUUAAAGAGUGGAGAAGUUGAAGAUGAAGAUGAAUUUUAUGAAGAUUAUUAUGAUGGUGAAGAUGGAGAUUAUGACGAGUGGGAUCUUGAUAACUAUGCAGACCAGUAUGAUGCAAAGUAUGAUGAAACCCCUGAAGAGUUGGUGGGAAAAGAAGAAGUAAACACAAAUUGGCAGCGAGAUUUCAUGAAAUUCAAAAAAGAGGAUAAAAAUCGACAGCACGAUUGGGAUUCAGAUGAUGAUUUCGACGAAGAGGAUGACGAGGAAGAUCAAGAGUCAGCACAAGCACAAUCACAAGCACAUUUGAAUGGAGAGGUUGUCGAUGAUGAUAAUGAUGAUGAUGACCAGCUUGGUGAUUUGCCCGAUGUACGAAGUAAGAAAUCGAAGACCAAGUUGCGUAAGAAGAAAGGUGCCAUGACCGAUACCAGUUCAUUUUCGAUGUCGUCUUCAGCAUUGUUUAGAACAGAAGGGUUGUCAUUGCUCGAUGAUAGGUAUGAGCAGUUGAACAAAAAGUAUGUGGGCAGUGCCAGUGAAGCUCGCGCUCCGCAACAAGUUAAACCAUUUGAUAUGAAAGAAGAGAGAACCGAUUUGGAAGGUUUGCUUGACGAUUUCUUGGAUAAUUAUGAGUUAGAAAGUGGUGGAAGAAAAUUGGCCAAGAAGGAUGAGGAGAAGAAGAAAUUGCAAGAGGCGGCAAAUUCUGUAUCUAGAGGAAAGAAAGCCAAAUCCUUGAACAAAGCUUUUGGGCGAAUGACAUUAGAAUAG